Amphiprion ocellaris (clown anemonefish) is the source of this 4929-nucleotide messenger RNA. It is a transcript of the gene xgb, whose product is annotated as x globin. Bases 2554 to 3063 code for a protein of 169 amino acids. The transcript has 5 exons. The record is from RefSeq and is a predicted model, not a curated record. NCBI's taxonomy places the organism in Eukaryota, Metazoa, Chordata, Actinopteri, Pomacentridae. Gene Ontology annotation, molecular function: oxygen binding; heme binding.
CGCAAAGUCGGAGUUUGCAGAAAGGAAUACAGAGGAUGCUGCUGCGCAUCCAAGCGAGGAUCAGAUUCAGAUGAUCAAGGACUCGUGGAAAGUUAUCCGGGACGAUAUAGCCAAAGUUGGGAUUAUUAUGUUCGUCAGGUUUAAAACCACGGGGCUUUUUCCUCUCACCGGCAGUGCUGAAGACCAUGGGGAAAAACAAUAAAUGUGAAAAAGCAACAGGCUUCUGUUUGACCUGCCAGGCUCACAAUCAUUUGAAAUCCUAAUUUAUUAUUAAUGCCUAACUAAGUGAUAAAGAUCAGCACCACCAUGUUCAGGCUGUUUGUGUGGAGAAGUAACUGACAGUAACAGGCAAUUUAUAUAUAUUUUUUUACAUAUUAUUGACAAAUGGAGAGAUGAAACAUCAUUCUCCAAGAAGAUGUGCCAUGAUUUGGCGUUUUGAUGAUAGCGGUAGUGAAAAUCUCCCAUAGGUCCUUAACUGAGUUGACAUAUAACGUAUAAAAAAUUCAGUUACCCCUUGUCAUUCAAGCUUUUCCUUUAAUUUGUCACCUGUCUGUAUAGACGCCUGCCAAAGUACUCAAAAUUGCCUAUGUGGCGGUUCCCUGCUACAGUAGGUGCCAUGAUAACACACAAACGCAUCAACCUACAGACUCACGAGGUAAAAACAACAUCAGCUACUCUAUCGCAACUGUAAACUACAGACUAUCCUGUGAAGGGAUCACACCAGUCAUGACGCCCAUCAACAAACUGACGCUCUCACCCAUGAGCUCUCAUUGCUACAUAAAUACUCAGUACUGAUGGGUCUUAGCCUUCAUUUUGAUCUCACCUACACACCUGUAAAGUUUCCUGGCACCGUUGUGACGCCGUCAUGUUGACAAAGUCUGUCCACAAACAAUCGCCUGACCAAUGUAUCAGUCGGUUGGGUUUCUUGGUCCAUCUAGGCCAAUCAUACAUAUUUCAUAUUUGGUACUUUGUCUUACAGAACAUCAUAAUGCAGAAAAAGAUACUUGGGUUCAUUUAGAAAUUGUGUCAUGCUAUAGUUUGUUAAGCAGAGUGACUUUAACUUUACUGUCUGCAGCACAUGUAGCAGAGUAUAGAUCACACAGUGACCUUAUGGAACGUUGCUAGCUAGUUUGUUAAAUGCACUGCAGGAAAAUUAACCCUUCAUGGAGCAAGUGAUCAUGUUAGGUAACUUCCGCACACGUUAAAUAUGGCGUUGCUCCCGCCUCAGUGAGAUCGAGAAGCAUGUGGUUUUCACCCAACCAGUCAGUGAAGACCACUCUACGUUACAGCACACUACAUCAUGGGAUUUGACCAAUCAGCAGAGGCCUGGAACGCAUCAAACUUUGUCUUUUCUUCAAAGUUGGAAAAAGACAGUGUUGCGACUCGGUCCUCUUCCAUAUUUGCGGCCGAAGCGUCAGAACUAACCAUGGUUAGUUGACAAAAUUCACACAUUUUACGGCUGCGUAGUUGUGCUAAGUGAUGAUAUACAAAUUUCUUGUUUUUUGGGGAGUUUUUUCUAUACCACUAAUGGGCAAGAAACCAUUUUUGGUAACUUAAUUGACUUUGAAUUUCAACAUGAAAAUUAAAAAAUUUGGAAAAUGUCACAAAAGUAUGAGUCUUGUUAUGUCUUCCAAUAACACUGUAGGGUUGAAAUUUUGAAUUUCAAAAUAUUUCAAUGAGUGCCCUUAACGAUCAUUUUUCUUUUUCAAUAUAACUCUAAAGAACAUUGAAAUUAAAAUUAAAACCAGUAUUGGCUCUACAAAUAGUGUCGCUCAGGCUCUAAAAUAAUCACCAUUCAAAACACUCAGACCUGCCUUUGUGGUAGUUCCCUCUACAAGAGGAUCUCCACAUGCACACAGACUCACAAUAUCAGCUAUGCUAGAGCAGCUGGUAAAUAUAAACUACAUGCUCAUGUUUUCAGAGAAUACACCCCAGAAGAUCUAAUGCCCGUCAUUUUGCUUCUUCUUCCAACACCGACAUCAUGCUGAAAAAAACAGAAUUACUUGAAGCCCAGAUGUGCGGCUGCAAUAUGACUCACGUCCAGAGGAGGUAACUGUAUUCUGGUAGCAUGACUAAUCACAGGCACAUCAGCUGGAGGCUGAAAAGAUCUCUGAUUGGACAGUAGCUCGCUUAAACUCUCUGGUUAAGCAGGUUAAAUCAGAAUUUUAACAAACUCUAGCAGGAGCGGUGGCACCAUAGAACCGAGCCUCUGUCCCUGCUCUGAUCGGGUAGAAAUGAGUGUAUGGAUUGCCUGGCUAACAAACUCACAGAUCCCCCUUGGAUUGUUACUGAUUGCAGCUGUUUCUGGUGAAAACUGGAGUGGAAGGUAGCAGAAGAAUCAGAGUAAGAUCAGAAAGGCACAAUCAGAUUUUUAUUCAAACUGUGCGGUGGAGAGACUUGCUGAUGGAUGAGAGUGAAGCUUCUAAUGUUGAUGAGCUGAAUCUCAGCACUGUGACUGCAGGAUUACAGGUGUGUGACUGUCCACGGUAAAACUCUUGGGGUUAUGUCAUUUUAGUUGGAGAAACUCAGGGGGAGGUUUGUUUUGGUGAGGGAAUGAAUGUGACAGUCUGCUUCUUAAGUGCCUCUGAGAUGCUCACGGAUGGCUGCCUGUGCUGUUGUUGUCUUGGUAACAGGUUGUUUGAGACCCAUCCUGAAUGCAAGGAUGUCUUCUUCCUGUUCCGCGACGUGGAGGACCUGGAGAGGCUGCGGACCAGCCGGGAACUCAGAGCGCAUGGCCUGAGGGUAAUGUCUUUUAUUGAGAAAAGCGUGGCGAGACUGGACCAGCUGGAGCGACUGGAGGCUCUGGCUCUGGAGUUGGGAAAAAGCCAUUAUCAUUACAAUGCUCCACCCAAGUACUACAGUUACGUCGGAGCAGAAUUCAUCUGUGCAGUGCAGCCCAUCCUGAAGGAGCAGUGGACAGCGGAGUUGGAGGAGGCAUGGAAGACCAUGUUCCAGUAUGUGACCAGUCUAAUGAAGCAGGGAUACCAGGAAGAGAGCACCCGACAGCGCCACCUUGCAGUUUCCCCUAAGGAAAGACCGGACAAGAGGAACACAGCGCUAUGAGACGAACCACAACAGACUGUUUUUAGCAAUUCAGCACAGAAAUGUGUGUAUGUACAUAGUGUAUCUAGUGUCUUGUUUUCUACAUUGCUCAUGUUUAGUCGUUUGCUAUUUUAUCAGAAUAGGCACAAACACGCAGUGACUUUUAACAAAGCACUUUAUUUCUGAACUUAAACUCUGCUGCAGUCCUCUUCCAUGACAACAGGACUCAGGAACAUGAUGGGAAACACAAAAUGUUCUGGCUGUAGUUAAACCUACCGUGAAAUUAUCAUAAACAAAAAAAGGCAUUAUUUGUCCCUGUAUUCAUAACUCAAACAUGCUUUUCAGUAAAUCUACAACUUUGAACAUUUUUGUGCUAUUUAACUCAAUCAUGACAUCAUUCGGAAACGGAAACUUUGACUUAACCACAUUAACUGAAGCUAUACAGUACAUUUUAUUGGUGUUGAACAAUUAAAGAUAGCCAUUAUAACAGCUUGGCGUGAGUAUGGAUAAACAAAUGGGGUCAAAAAAUAUUCAUUGUACUUCAAAUGGUAAAAUAAAAACAGAAUAAUGAGCAAAAUACAGUGAAAUUUGACAAAAAUUUAAAAAAAAUCUGAUUUAGUUCUGUGUUUCUGAGCACCCUUGCUGACAUUUCAAAGGUCAUUUAAAAAAAAAAAAAAAAGCAAAAAUCAGAGAAAUGGAAAAUUAAAUGUCCUUCUGAAGACAUGGUCGAAUCACAAUGAGCCAACACAACUUACAUGUCAGCUGUUCAUAUAACAUAAAUAGGGACUCUUACAAUUAAAUAGUAUGAAAGGCUGUUAAUUAUUGGGUUCCAUGGAUUUGGCUCCAGAGGAUACACAGCUGUAGAGAACCUGGUUCCGAAGCAGAAAAGGUGGAGGCGGAAUAAACUUGGCUUGCUUCGUAUUGUGUGAGAAACCCUCAGGUUUUCUGUUCCAAGUCAUCGAUGGCACUGGACAGCUGGGGGAUGAGACACUAUCAUGCAAACGAUGGCAUAAUAUCAAAGCAGUCACCGGGUGGAUGAACAGUGAUUCUGAGGCCUCGAAUGAGUGAGAAGAAAGGUGAGCGGCGCUGCGGAUCAGAUGGAGCCCUCCCCAGUUCCCUCAGAUUGUACAGGCCAGUUUAGGUACCCAUGGUUAUGUUAAAGAGUCUGUCGCUCAUUGGGUGGCUUUGGUUUUCUUGCUUUUGCUUUUCUUGUCUUUCUUCUUAAGUCCAUCCAUGUGAGCCCUAAGGAGGUUGGAGUACGCCUGUGAAGGAGAUUAAAGAGUUACAAAUGGGUGAUCUGUGGAAGACAGGCUAUUAAGAAACCCAGGAUAGUGUCAGCAAGGCUUCAAUGAACAUGAAGAAGACCUGAUACAGGGGGUCCUCCGUUUACAACGUCCUCGGCUUACAACGUCCUCGACCUACGGCAUUUUGUCAUUGCGUCGGAACUGGUUACGUGGAACUAGCUGGCGAGCGGAGCAGCCUAAUAUGCCGUCACGCGGCACUAUAAGACGGCUUUGUUUACAUUCACUGGUUGUAUGCCACCUUGGUUUGUGCUGUAUUCACUAACUUUUUGCCCUUCAUUAUGGCUCCCAAGCCUAAGUCAGAUUCUUCUGAUGGAGUUCCGAUUUAUGGAGAAAAUCGACUUAUGUUGGGCUGUGGGAACGGAACUCCGAAGUAUGUCGAGGACCCCCUGUAAUGCGGCAGGUUAAUAGCUUCCAAACAACAUUGAAAACACAAAAACUCAACCUACCAUUUGAAACUUGAUUACUUCUUUGGUGCUGACCUGAAAUUGUAAGAAAUGAGAAUUUAACAAUAAUCACUUACAAUAAUAACAGAGGAUUAGAAAUCUGUAAUGUUCAAUGUCCAUAUUAAACACAGUCAACUCAC